GCAACCAUUGACGCCAUGUUGGGUUAUUUGAGUGACUGAGACUGCACCUGCGACCUAGGGUUUUGUGUCCCUCGAUUUGGAGGAAGUAGGGCAGAGCCCUUAUCUGGAGAGAAGUUUGGAAACCCUGCGGAGAAAUUGGUUAAAAAGAAGUGGAAUCUUAAUGAGCUGCCCAAAUUUGAGAAUUUUUAUCAAGAACAUCCUGAUUUGGCUAGGUGUACAGCACAAGAGGUAGAGACAUACAGAAGAAGCAAGGAAAUGACAGUUAGGGGUCACAACUGCCCAAAGCCAGUCCUGAAUUUUUAUGAAGCGAACUUCCCUGUAAACGUCAUGGAUGUGAUUGCAAGGCAGAACUUUACUGAACCCACAUCUAUUCAAGCUCAGAGAUGGCCAGUUGCUCUAAAUGGAUUGGAUAUGGUUGGGGUAGCAGAAACUGGAUCUGGGAAGACACUGUCUUAUUUGAUGGCUGCCAUUGUCCACAUCAAUCACCAGCUAUUCCUACAGAGAGGUGAUGGGCCUAUUUGCUUGGUCCUGGCACCAACUCUGGAACUGGCCCAACAGGUACAGCAAAUAGCUGCUGAAUACUGUAGAGCAUGUCCCUUGAAGUCCACUUGUAUUUAUGCUGGUGCUCCCAAGGGACCACAAAUACGUUAUUUGGAGAGAGAUGUGGAAAUCUGUAUUGCAACAUCUGGAAGACUUACUGACUUUUUAGAAUGUGGGAAAACAAAUCUAAGAAGAACCACCUACCUUGUCCUUCAUGAAGCAGAUAGAAUGCUUGAUAUGGGAUUCGAACCCCAAAUAAGGAAGAUUGUUGAUAAGAUAAGACCUAAUAGGCAAACCCUAAUGUGGAGUGCUACUUGGCCAAAAGAAGUAAGACAGCUUGCUGAAGAUUUCCUGAAAGACUAUAUUCAUACAAACAUUGGUGCACGAGAACUGAGUGCAAAUCAAAACAUUCUUCAGAUUGUGAAUGUGUGUCAUGAUGUAGAAAAGGAUGAAAUGCUUAUUCAUUUAAUGGAAGAGAUCAUGAGUGAGAAGGUGAUUAAAACCAUUGUUUUUGUUGAAACCAAAAGAAGAUGUGAUGAACUCACUAGAAAAAUGAGGAUAGAUGUGUGGCCUGGCAUGGGUGUCCAUGGUGACAAGAGUCAACAGGAACGUGACUGGGUUCUAAAUGAAUUCAAACAUGGAAAGGCUCCUAUUCUGAUUGUUACAGAUGUGGCCUCCAGAGGGCUAGAUGUGGAAGAUGUGAAAUUUGUCAACAAUUAUGACUACCCUAACUCCUCAGAGAAUUACAUUCAUCGAAUUGGAAGAACUGCUCGCAGUACCAAAUCAGGCACAGCAUACACUUUCUUUACACAGAAUAAAAAGCAAGUGAGCAACCUUAUCUCUGUGCUUCGUGAAGUUAAUCAAGCAAUUAAUCCCAAAUUGCUUCAGUUGGUCGAAGACAGAGGUUCAGGUCGUUCCAGGGGUAGAGGAGGCAUGAAGGAUGACCGUCGGGACAGAUACUCUGUUGGCAAAAGGGGUGGAUUUGAUACAUUUAGAGACAGGGAAAAUUAUGACUGAGGUUACUCUAGUCUGCUUAAGGGAGAUUUGGGGGCAAAAACUCAAAAUGGUGUUUACAGUGCUACAAAUUACACCAAUGGGAGCUCCGGAACUAAUUUUGUGUCUGCUGGUAUACAGAGCAGUUUUAGGACUGGUAAUCCAACAGGUACUUACCAGAAUGGAUAUGAUAGCACUCAGCAAUAUGGAAGUAAUGUUCCAAAUAUGCACAAUGGUAUGAACCAACAGGCAUAUGCAUAUCCUGCUACUACAGCUGCGCCUAUGAUUGGUUAUCCAAUGCCAACAGGAUAUUCUCAAUAAAACUUUAGAAGUAUAUGUAAAUGUCUGUCU
Kogia breviceps (pygmy sperm whale) is the source of this 1884-nucleotide messenger RNA. NCBI's taxonomy places the organism in Eukaryota, Metazoa, Chordata, Mammalia, Artiodactyla, Physeteridae. The record is from RefSeq and is a predicted model, not a curated record.